Molecule: messenger RNA, 1527 nt
Organism: Penicillium atrosanguineum
Lineage: Eukaryota; Fungi; Ascomycota; Eurotiomycetes; Eurotiales; Aspergillaceae
Product: MFS transporter
Exons: 5
Coding region: 1-1527 (508 amino acids)
Biological process (GO): transmembrane transport
Molecular function (GO): transmembrane transporter activity
Source: RefSeq, a predicted model, not a curated record
AUGGCUUCAAAGUCCAACGAGCUGGUGAAUUCUCAGCACCAUAAGCAAGAGACUGAAGAAUCCACGAUGGACUCGGUCGAUAUUAGCGCGGAUGUUGUGUCGAUGGAAGGGGUUGAUCAAGUCUUAAUGGCAAAAAUGAAUCUUGUCAAUGAUGCGAUUGAUCAAAUCGGGUUUACUCCUUAUCACACCAAACUAUUUUUUCUCAAUGGAUUCGGCUAUGGCGUCGACUCUCUACUGCUUUUCCUUAUGAGUAUCUCCGCAGACCAGGUAGUAGCACAGUACCCUCCAAAAUUCACGCGAGGUGCGCAGCUGGGCUUCUAUCUUGCUUUGCUAGUGGGUGCCUUGUUCUGGGGUAGCACGGCGGAUAUCAUCGGAAGAAAAUGGGCAUUCAACUUUUCUCUGCUCAUAAGUGCCAUUUUCGCUAUCACAGCGGGCGCAGCUCCAAGUUAUGCCUCGUGGGCCACAAUGGUGGCUAUUUCGGCAUUUGGCUCUGGCGGAAAUCUGGUAUUAGACACAACGGUUUUCCUGGAAUAUCUUCCCUCCAAUAAACAAUGGCUUCUUACUCUUCUAGCCGGAUGGUGGGGAGUUGGCCAAACCGUCGCCGGCCUCAUUGCAUGGCCAUUUAUGGCGGGUUAUAGCUGCCCUCUUGAUGGGUCGGUCCCAUGUACCAAUGCCAAUAACAUGGGAUGGAGAUAUCUUUUCUACACUUGUGGAGCCUUGGUAUUUGUCUUGAGCAUGUGUCGGGUGCUAGUCAUCCGAUUCCACGAAACUCCAAAAUUUCUUCUCUGCCAAGCUCGAGACGAGGAUGUCGUGAAGACACUCCAAAAUCUUGCUCACAAAUACAACCGACCUUGUCCCCUUACCCUGGAUCAGCUUCAGGCCCACGGCCAUAUUAACAGUACACAUGCCAAAAAUAAAGCAUCUCUCGCCGAAGUGGCCGUACAUGUACGAGGCCUGUUCGCUAAUCGCACUAUGGCUCUAUCAACCUCUUUAGUUUGGCUAUCAUGGGCUCUCAUUGGGCUAGGAUAUUCAUUAUACUAUGUUUAUUUACCAGAAUACUUAGCAUCUCGAGGGUCAUCUACUGGUACAAGUUCGACCUAUAUCACAUGGCGGAACUACGCAAUCACCAAUCUGUGUGCUAUACCUGGCCCAAUCAUUGCCUCGUACUUCUGCGAAUUACCCUUGUUUGGACGGAAGAGAACCAUGGCAGUUGGGGCGCUCAUGACAACUGUAAAAACAGGACAACAAAAUAUCGGGUUCGCCUCGGCCAUCUCGGUAUCGAUUAACAUUUAUUACGCCACUCUUUACGCUUACACCGUUGAGGUUCUACCCUCUGCACAUCGUGGCACUGGAAAUGGCAUUGCCGUUGCCUUCAAUCGGUUAAUGGGUAUGGUGUCGGCUCUGAUUGGUGCUUUUACGUCGACCUCCAGCUCAGUACCUAUCUACGUGUGUGCUGCUUUAUUGGGCGUUGCUGGUAUCCUCGCGGCCUUUUUCCCCCUUGAGUCACGUGGGAAGAAGAGCAUCUGA